This is a messenger RNA of Aplosporella prunicola CBS 121167, 2874 nucleotides long. RefSeq lists its product as uncharacterized. Bases 1 to 2874 code for a protein of 957 amino acids. Gene Ontology annotation, biological process: transmembrane transport; fungal-type cell wall biogenesis. The transcript has 4 exons. NCBI's taxonomy places the organism in Eukaryota, Fungi, Ascomycota, Dothideomycetes, Botryosphaeriales, Aplosporellaceae. The record is from RefSeq and is a predicted model, not a curated record.
AUGGUGCAGAAUACACUGCGGUCGGCCCUCAUGUGGCUCUUUGCUUUCAUGGCCCUUUUCCGCCUAUCAUACGCGCAGACUACCGUCAACGGAGUGAGAUACGUCAAGGGCACCGAUUCCGACGGCAAGUCAAUCCUGUUGCGAGACAACCGCAAGCCAUCGCUAUACACUGGCAACUUUGGCGACUGCAUGGGCGACAGCAGCAUCAACGUCACUCGUUUCGACGCGGCAUACUACAAGGACAACAUGACGGUGCAAUUCCACUUAGCCGGGAACACAGCUGUGGUUAAUGAAGACCUUAUGAUGUACAUCGCCGUUUAUGCUUAUGGCGAGAGCCAGUUUCAACUGGUUUUCAAUCCCUGCAGCGCCAACAUAGCAAGUCUUUGCCCUAUGAAAGCCGGGGUCCCCAUAGAAGCAAAUGGCAUUAUCCCAAUUGCGCCAAGCGACGUCGCAAACAUUCCAUCUAUCGCGCUCAGUAUUCCGGAUUUUGAGGGGCAAGCUAUCCUCAGAAUAUUCGCAAACUCCACUCGGCAAAUGAUUGGAUGCUACUCAGCCGUGAUCACUAAUGGAGCUACAUUUUCUCACCCGACUGCAGUGGGCAUUAUCUUCGGAGUAUUCACCGUCGUUGCCGUCAUUGCUUCUUUUGCUACCGCCAUUUAUGGAGCAGAUCUACCGACCAUGCGAACACAUUACGCCCACUCGGUAUCCAUCUUGGUUGUCUUUGCCGUCUUCCAACAUAUCUUCUUCACCGGCGCUCUGUCGAUGAACUGGCCGAGCGUGCUUGUUGCAUUUUGGAGCAACUACGCCUGGACUGGCGGCAUGAUUUAUAGUAAGAGUAUGCAAAAUUCUAUUAACAACUUCAUUGGAUCCAACAAGGGCAACACGAGUGCGGUUGGAGCAGCCAGUGCAGGAGCUGACGAUAAGAACGUCGGCGGCGGGUACGACAUCUCAAAAAUCUACCGGAGGUCCAUGCCCAACUCCUGGGAGCCAGAUUUGCGGACUUUGCGUUCGCGCGCCUUGGAAUCGGUCAUCGCUAAGCGCGAACUCACCAACAGCUCCGAUGGCUUUUCCUGGUAUGGAGAACCAGUCAAGCCUGGCUUACCUUUGCCAGGAAACUACUCCGGAUUUGCUGGUACCCUGGGUCAAGAAAACAUCCCAGUCUCCAACGCCUUUAUGACUGGCUUCCUCUGGUUUUUGAUACUUUUGGUAAUUAUAGCUGGCGCCGUUGUGAUAUUCAAGUGGACUCUGGAAGGCAUGAGCCGCACCAAACUCAUCAAGCAAGAUCGACUUGCUUACUUCAGAGCGCAUUGGCUUGGAUACACGGGGCUGGCCAUCCUCCGGACGCUUUUCAUUGGCUUUUUCAGUAUGAUUUUCCUCUCAAUGUUCCAAUUCACCUGGGACGGCGCAAAGGGCGUGCUGGCCAUCGCCGCGAUCGUGUUCAUCAUAUUCUUUUGCGGGAUGUUUGGAGUGGCUGGCUACGCCUGUUACUACCGCCUGAGAUUUGGUAACCACGUUUCGGAGCCGGACCGUAUCAAUCUCGAAAGGAGUAGAGUUCUCGGAUGCAUACCUUGGUAUCAUUUCUCUCGCGCAAGCAACAACCAGGACGACACGGAAAAGGUCUAUGCCGGAUCAAUUCCUUUCUGGCGCAUCAGCCAUGUGGACUCUGAGAACCGAAAGACUAUCCAUGAAGACGAGGACUACAUCAAGAAGUUCGGCUGGCUGGCGUCGCGCUUCCGGCGCACGCGGUGGUGGUUCUUUGCGCUGUGGCUCGUCUAUGAGUUCGUCCGGGCCUGUUUCUACGCCGGCGCUUCUGGUCACCCCAAGACGCAGGUUUUCGGCCUGCUCGUGGUCGAGAUCAUUGCCUUCAUCGCGAUCAUUGUGAUCCGCCCAUUCGAGGCUCAGCGGCUGAACGCGCUGGUGGUGUACUUGCUUGGUUUCAGCAAAGUCUCCACGGUCGCCUUGUCCGCGGCAUUCGAUGUCCGCUUUAACACCGGUCGCAUCAUCACUGCCGCCAUUGGCAUUGUUGUGGUGGUCAUUCAGGGCAUUCUGACCAUCUUCCUGCUCAUUGCCAUCGCCGUCGGCGCCGUGUCAAGUUACAUGUCCAUAAUGCGGCAUCGCGAAGACUUCCGGCCGCGCCGCUGGGCCGACUGGCGCGAACGGUACUACAGGCACAUGGAGCGCACGGAGAAGGACGUGCCGCGGGAGCCCAAGCCAGCUCCGGAGCCCGUCGAAGAGCCCCAGGAGCCCAGAGAACCGUACUUUGCCGUGUCCACGGUGCGGCGCGUCCCCAAAAUCGAGGACGAAGACCAAGUCUUCCUCUCCGACAUUGGCGACCCACUCGCGUCCGCAAACUCCCUCUCAGGCAAGGGCAAGGGCCCAGCCGCCGACGGCCAAGCCAUAGGAGGCACCCGCGUCCGCUCCACCAGCGUCAACAGCCGCAUGUCGUACACGAGCCUGCCGCGGGGCGCCCGCGUCCACCGCGCCAGCUGGAGCUCGCGCGACUUCCGCGACUAUGCGGAGGGCAACGACAACCGCCGGCGCACCGUCAGCUCGUCGGCGGGGCUGGUGUCAUCGCCCUCGGAGUCGGCGCGCAAUAGCGGCAUGGACUUUUACACGGCCAGCAAUUCGCGGCAGGGCAGCGCGGCGAACUUGCACAGGAUGAUGGUGGGCGGCCAGGAGACGCCUGGCAGUAUCAGCCGCGUGGGCAGCCCGUCGACGUCGUCGAGGCCCGAGAGCCCGCUUGUGGUGAGCCGGGCGGCUAGUCCUCCGGUGGUGGAGGGCGAGUCGUUGUCGUCGCAUCCGACCGCUGCAGCCCCUAUGGGGAAUCUGAACGAGGAGGUUGAGCGCGGGCGCGCGGCGACGGCGCAUCAAUAA